Molecule: messenger RNA, 2386 nt
Organism: Ochotona princeps (American pika)
Lineage: Eukaryota; Metazoa; Chordata; Mammalia; Lagomorpha; Ochotonidae
Gene: L3MBTL2
Product: L3MBTL histone methyl-lysine binding protein 2
Exons: 17
Coding region: 121-2235 (704 amino acids)
Biological process (GO): regulation of DNA-templated transcription
Cellular component (GO): nucleus
Molecular function (GO): zinc ion binding
Source: RefSeq, a predicted model, not a curated record
UUUCCUCCAGCCCGAAGCGUGAUUGGUCCGCGGCCCCGGAAGGCUGCCAAUGAGUGCGCUCGGAGAGAGCGCUGAGACCAAUAUGGCUUCCUACACCUGGUGACGGUUUGAGAAAAUCUCAUGGAGAAACCCCGGGGCGUCGAGGAGGCCCCGUCGGCAGAACCGAUGGAGGAAGAAGAGGAGACGGACGACUUGGAGCUGUUCGGGGGCUAUGACAGCUUCCGGAGCUACAACAGCAGCGUGGGCAGUGAGAGCAGCUCCUACCUGGGGGAGUCGAGUGACCCAGAAAAUGAGGACCGAGAGGCUGGAGAGCUGCCCACAUCACCCCUGCACCUGCUCAGCCCAGGGACACCCCGCUCUGUGGAUGGCAGCGGCUCAGAGCCAGCCGUCUGUGAGAUGUGUGGCAUCGUGGGCACCAGGGAAGCCUUCUUCUCCAAGACCAAGAGGUUCUGCAGCGUCUCCUGUUCCAGGAGCUAUUCCUCCAACUCCAAGAAAGCCAGCAUCUUGGCCCGCUUACAGGGAAAACCACCGACCAAGAAAGCCAAGGUGCUGCACAAGGCAGCCUGGUCUGCCAAAAUUGGGGCCUUCCUGCACUCCCAGGGCACUGGGCAGCUGGCAGACGGCACACCCACAGGGCAGGAUGCGCUGGUGUUGGGUUUCGACUGGGGCAAGUUCCUGAAGGAUCACAGUUACAAAGCUGCCCCUGUCAGCUGCUUCAAACACGUCCCACUCUAUGACCAGUGGGAGGACGUGAUGAAGGGCAUGAAGGUGGAGGUGCUCAACAGCGAUGCUGUGCUCCCCAGCCGUGUGUACUGGAUCGCCUCCGUGAUCCAGGCUGCAGGGUACCGUGUGCUCCUUCGGUACGAAGGCUUUGAGAAUGACUCCAGCCAUGACUUCUGGUGCAAUCUGGGAACCGUGGACGUUCACCCCAUUGGCUGGUGUGCCAUCAACAGCAAGAUCCUGGUGCCCCCACGGACCAUCCAUGCCAGAUUCACAGACUGGAAGAGCUACCUCAUGAAGCGACUGGUGGGAUCCCGGACACUUCCCGUGGAUUUCCACAUCAAGAUGGUGGAGAGCAUGAAGUACCCCUUUCGCCAGGGGAUGCGGCUGGAGGUGGUAGACAAGUCCCAGGUAUCCCGGACCCGCAUGGCCGUGGUGGACACAGUCAUUGGCGGUCGCCUGCGGCUCCUCUAUGAGGAUGGGGACAGUGAUGAUGACUUCUGGUGCCACAUGUGGAGCCCCCUGAUCCACCCAGUGGGCUGGUCCCGGCGGGUGGGCCACGGCAUCAAGAUGUCAGAGAGGCGUGGCGACAUGGCCCAUCAUCCCACCUUCCGGAAAAUCUACUGUGACGCCGUUCCUUACCUGUUCAAAAAGGUCCGAGCUGUCUACACCGAAGGCGGCUGGUUUGAGGAGGGGAUGAAGCUGGAGGCCAUCGACCCCCUGAAUCUGGGCAACAUCUGUGUGGCCACCGUCUGCAAGGUGCUCCUGGAUGGCUAUCUGAUGAUCUGUGUGGACGGCGGGCCCUCCACCGACGGCUCGGACUGGUUCUGUUACCAUGCCUCCUCCCAUGCCAUCUUCCCAGCCACCUUUUGCCAAAAAAACGAAAUUGAGCUCACGCCUCCAAAAGGAUACGAGGCGCAGACCUUCAGCUGGGAAGCCUACCUGGAGAAAACCAAAUCAAAAGCAGCUCCGUCCCGGCUCUUCAACAUGGACUGCCCCAACCAUGGCUUCAAGGUGGGCAUGAAGCUGGAGGCCGUGGACCUGAUGGAGCCCCGGCUCAUCUGCGUGGCCACUGUGAAGCGUGUGGUCCAUCGGCUGCUCAGCAUCCACUUUGAUGGUUGGGACAACGAGUACGACCAGUGGGUGGACUGCGAGUCCCCAGACAUCUACCCCGUGGGCUGGUGUGAGCUCACCGGCUACCAGCUGCAGCCUCCUGUGGCUACAGAACCUGCAACACCUCUGAAGGCCAAGGAGGCCACGAAGAAGAAGAAGAAGCAGUUUGGGAAGAAAAGGAAAAGGAUCCCACCAGCCAAGACCCGGCCCCUCAGACAGGCGUCCAAGAAGCCCCUCCUGGAUGACGAGCCGCCAAGCGCCAGGACCUCGGAACCCGCUGCCGAUGACAUCAUCGCUGUGUGUGUGAAGGAGGAACACUUGGACGCGACCUCCCCUGGCAAGGCCGCAACCCCAGAGCUGCCCGUCGCCGUGGAGCACAUCAAGCAGGAGACCCACGACUGAGCCAGCCCCACUGCCAGCCUGGCCCCGCUGCCAGCUUGGCUCCAUGCCCUGAGCCCGGGGAGGGCCUAGGCCUUCUAGGGCCGGCCUUGCCUCCCUGAGGGCAGCUGUCAGGGACCAGCCCGGGGUUCCUCUGACCCACCCCUGCUUCUGU